AUGGUCGUCACCGAUAGUGACAGCUACCAAGCUAUUGAUAUACCAGCUCCAGUGAAAAAGUCAUGGUCCCGUCAGGUCCUUACGUCCUUGACCUUCUGGAUCAUCGUUGGCAUGGUCGUUGGCAUCCUCAUGGGUCAAUUUGCCCCCGAGUUUUCAAAAAAAGCGGCUCCUAUGAAGGAGCUCUUCCUCCGCUCGGUGCAGUUCAUCGUGUUCCCGCUCGUGUUUUCCUCACUAGUGAUCGGGAUCGCAGACCAAAAGGACAUGAAACAGCUCGGCCGUCUCGCGAUCAAAUCCAUCAUCUACUUUGAGGUUAUAGCGGCACUGGCACUGAUCAUCGGGCUUCUAGCUGCCAACAUGAUCAAGCCUGGCAAAGUCGGUCUCACUCAAGUCGACGACUACGACGGUCCAACGAAAAGCUCGUUCACGCUCGAAAAGUGGAUCGAGCACUUGGCCCCGAAAACGUGGGGCGAAAUGAUGGGAGGUAACGGCUCGUCCGAGCUCCUUCAGGUGCUCGUAGCUGCAAUUCUUACGGGCGUUGCCACGUCUCAACUUGAACACAAGCACAAGCAUCUGAUCAUUGACUUUGCACGUGCCGUGCUGGAGAUGAUGUUCAAGUUCGUGGACAUUGUGAUCUGGACCGCGCCUAUCGGUGUCUGCUUUGCAAUUGCCAGUGCUGUUGGCACCAAUGGUCUCUCGUCUCUAGGCAGUCUGGGAGCCCUUGUCGCGACGGUGUACGGGACCAUCCUGAUCUUCAUCGUCGUCGUCUUUGGCUCAGUGUGUCUGAUUUUCAAGAUCAACGCGAUCGAGUUCCUCAGUGCAAUGAAAGAUCCGCUUAUUAUUGCCUACACGACAGCUACGUCCGAAGCUGCUUUGCCAAAGGUGUUUGAGUCACUGGCGAGGUACGGCGUCUCGAAGCACGUCUCGGGGUUCGUCGUCCCCUUUGGCUACUCUUUCAACCUGGAUGGCUCAACACUGUACCUCUCGCUAGGAUCUGUUUUCUGCGCGCAAGCUUCAGGGGUGGACAAGUCGAUCGGAGAGCAAGUUGUGAUGGUGCUGAUGCUCAUGGUCUCGUCCAAGGGCGUCGCUGGAGUGCGCUCGGCUUCCAUCAUUGUUAUUGCUUCCACACUGGACCAAUUUGACGUGCCGUCGUGGCCCGUGGCGCUCAUUCUGGGUGUAGAUUGGAUCAUGGACAUGCUGCGUACCUUCACGAACGUGCUGGGCAAUUGUCUCGCAUCGGUUGUUAUGGCCAAGAUGGAAAAGGAGUUUCGCACGGAGGAGUGGGUGCGUGAAUACCGAGGAUCACGACACAGUGAAGACAAGAUGGACGAGAAGAUGAGCCACGUGUCAAUGGUCUCCAUUAUUGACGAAGGCCGCUGCUGA
Molecule: messenger RNA, 1380 nt
Organism: Peronospora matthiolae
Lineage: Eukaryota; Oomycota; Peronosporomycetes; Peronosporales; Peronosporaceae
Source: the annotation of a GenBank genome assembly